Penicillium angulare is the source of this 960-nucleotide messenger RNA. RefSeq names its product cytochrome oxidase assembly protein SHY1. The transcript is spliced from 4 exons. Gene Ontology annotation, cellular component: mitochondrion; membrane. The record is from RefSeq and is a predicted model, not a curated record. Lineage: Eukaryota; Fungi; Ascomycota; Eurotiomycetes; Eurotiales; Aspergillaceae. The coding region runs from base 1 to 960 and encodes 319 amino acids. Gene Ontology annotation, biological process: mitochondrial respiratory chain complex IV assembly.
AUGCGCCCAAUUUCCCCCUUCAUACAGCGAUGGGCUUCAACCGCAUGGACGUUACCCACACGAGUUGGUCGAGAUGUGAACUCAGGUUCAAAAUUGAAUUCCAUUUGUAGUAGAUGUCGCCUCCAGCAACGUCGUCAGUUUACCAAGACUCGCAAAGUAUUCGACAAUUUAUACAACGUGGACCACCCUGCGAAACUUGUACGAGUGAAUCAGAAGCAUGGACCGGGACUUAUUAUCAUUGCUUUGAUCCCAAUUCUUUCCUUCGCACUUGGUUCAUGGCAGGUUCAACGAUUAGAUUGGAAAACCAAGCUGGUCGCCAAAUUCGAGGAUCGUUUGGUCCGCCCUCCUCUGCCCCUUCCACCUCGGAUUGAUCCGGAUGCGAUUGCCGAGUUUGACUAUCGUCGCGUACAUGCCACGGGCCACUUCAAGCAUGACAAGGAGAUGCUCAUUGGUCCCCGAAUGUGGGAAGGUGAAGAUGGGUUCAUGGUUGUCACCCCUCUGGAACGUGAAGAUGGCCAGAGCACGGUGCUUGUGAACCGAGGGUGGAUUUCGAAGAAAAUGAUGGAUCAGAAGGACCGGCCAGAGAGCCUACCUACAGGAGAGGUAAUAGUGGAGGGUUUGCUACGAGAACCGUGGGAGAAAAAUAUGUUUACGCCUGACAAUAAGCCUGAAGAGGGCAAGUUCUACUUUCCGGAUAUUGCGCAGAUGGCUGAGCUGAGUGGAAGUCAGCCUGUAUGGAUUGAAAGCACUAUGGUGCCUGAUCUCCUCGAAUCAUAUGACCGUCAGGCCAAGGGUAUUCCUAUUGGCCGCGCCGCGGAGGUCAACUUGAGAAACAAUCACGCGCAAUACAUUUUCACCUGGUACGGCCUUUCUCUGGCCACUUCUGUCAUGCUGUGGAUGCUUGUACGCAAGAAGCCCAACGAGGCCCUGCGCCGAGUUCGUCAGAACCGAAACUGGUAG